UGGGGUUCAGCAGCCAGCAUGGCCACAGCUGCCUCCAGCCCCUACACCUUGCUUAGCUCCAGCCCCAUGAUCCACCCGGACAGCCAGGCCAUGCAGCCUGCUAGCCCCUACAGAGGACACCAGAAACUCCUGCACAGUGACUACCUGCAGAGCGUCCAGAGCAACGGGCACUCGCUCGGGCACCAGUGGGCGAGCAAUCUGUCGGAGAGCAGCCCCUGGUCGACCUCCAUGGAACAGCAGGACGUCAAACCGGGAAGAGAAGACCUGCAGCUCGGCAUCAUCCAUCACCGCUCGCCUCACGUCGCCCAUCACUCCCCUCACCACAACAACCAUGGCAACCACCCGGGAGCGUGGGGGACUCCGGUGUCCCACAACUCCUCCAUCACCAGCGGACAGCAGAUCAACAUCUACUCCCAGACGGGGUUCACUGUCAACGGCAUGCUGGACCACGGCGGGCUCACGCCUCCGCCCAACCCGCAGGGCCAAGGCAUGCACCCGGGCCUCAGGGACACGCUCAGCCCGGAGCACAGCGACCUGGGCGGCCACCACUGCCACGACCACUCCGACGAGGAGACGCCGACUUCGGACGAGCUGGAGCACUUUGCCAAACAGUUCAAGCAGCGGCGGAUCAAGCUGGGCUUCACGCAGGCGGACGUGGGCUUGGCUCUGGGCACCCUCUACGGCAACGUCUUCUCCCAAACGACCAUCUGCAGGUUCGAGGCUCUGCAGCUGAGCUUUAAAAACAUGUGCAAACUCAAGCCGCUGCUGAACAAGUGGCUGGAGGAAGCAGACUCGUCCACGGGCAGCUCCAGCAGCAUAGACAAGAUAGCAGCUCAGGGGAGGAAGAGGAAGAAGAGGACGUCCAUCGAGGUGAGCGUGAAGGGGGUCCUGGAGACGCACUUUCUCAAGUGUCCCAAACCGUCCGCGCAGGAAAUCACGUCCCUCGCGGACACACUGCAGCUGGAGAAGGAGGUGGUCCGCGUGUGGUUCUGCAACCGGAGGCAGAAGGAGAAGCGCAUGACGCCGCCGGGGGAGCCGCCGCCGCAGCCCCACGAGGGGCCUUAUUCCCACGGCGGAAGCGCUGGGGACGCGUCCUCGUGCCACGACCUCUGACCGGAGCACCGGGAGGGAUCACCCCCGGUCGGACUCUCGAACCGAGGGGGGCACGCGUUGCCUGCCCCGGUACAGACUCUUCCAGAAGACCUCCAGCACCGGAGAUACCCGCCCAGCCUUGGCCUCUUUCGAACAGGGCAUUAUUCAUUUCACUGCGUGGAGCCCGUCUAAUUAUUUGGAUAUAAAUACAAAAAAAUGUGCCUAUAAUCUACCAGCGCCUCUAGUUUCUGUCCGGACUUGAUUUGAUUUUUAUUUUUUCCCUCUUUUUUUUGUGCAGUGACACAAAUUACUGUUAUUUUCUCAACUGAUUUCAAUGUCCACUCCGGCUCACAAUUCUUCGGUAUCAUUAUUUUGUAACAUACUCGUCCAGCAUCUGUAAUUAUUAUUAUUAUUAUUAUUGUUUUGCAUAUGCAAAUAGGCCCACGGUGCAGUUGUAGUGGCUACCAACAUAAUAGCACUUGAAGUUUUGGCCUGUAGCUGACCGGGCCGGUCACAAAAACAAUUAUUUAUAAAUGCAUUUAUUUGAUUUCCACUCAUCUUUGACCAUUUAAACUGUGUAGACUCUGAAACAGAGCCGUGGAUAGGACAAAAAGGGGUUUGACGCGAUACACCUGCCUAUAAUUUUAUUGUACGUUCACUAUCCAAAUUUUUAUAAUAUGAAAUACUCCUGUUAUUCGUUUAUUUCACAGGUAUUUUUUCGAAUAUUGUACAGUUUUUAUAUAUUACCCUUUUGAAGUCAUUAAUUUAAACAAAUGCUCUUAGUUAUCCCUGCACUUCACUAGCAAUGUAAAAAAAAAAACAUAUUUUCAGUAAAAUUGAACUGUUUGGGCGGUUUUAUUCCAAAUUUCGAUGACAGCUCAAGUAAUUAUUUAUUUUCAGUAUAAAGCUUGUAUUAUGUUUUGAAAUAAACUAUGUAUGUUGUAAUAAACCAUUUCUUGCUACAAUUGUUUACUGUCCA
Molecule: messenger RNA, 2071 nt
Organism: Doryrhamphus excisus (bluestripe pipefish)
Lineage: Eukaryota; Metazoa; Chordata; Actinopteri; Syngnathiformes; Syngnathidae
Product: POU domain, class 3, transcription factor 4-like
Biological process (GO): regulation of transcription by RNA polymerase II; brain development
Cellular component (GO): nucleus
Molecular function (GO): RNA polymerase II cis-regulatory region sequence-specific DNA binding; DNA-binding transcription factor activity, RNA polymerase II-specific
Source: RefSeq, a predicted model, not a curated record